AACGCGGCCGCGGCACACGCGAAACGGCAGAAGCAUUCUCUCGUCUCCAGUUCUCCUCCGCGCAGUACUCCGCAUCCGCGAUUCCCCAACCCCGCAAGGAAGCCGACGCCCACCAGCGCGACCGGACCACACCGCCCGUCCGACGCGACCCAGCCGGUCCAGAAGCGUCGCCGCCGCCGCCGCCCGUCCUUCCACCACCCCGCUCGCGCCGCCGUCGCACGCUCGCUCCCCCUAGGGUUCCGCAGGGUCGGGAUCGCCGGAGAUGGACUGGAGUGCGGUGACGGCGGAGGACCUGGUGGACGCGCUGCGGGAGGUGGACUGGUCCACGCCGCCGCGGCCUGUGCCGGAGUUCUUCUCCCGCUUCACCGUCCCACGCUCCUACUCCAAGUGGACCAGCCGCCUCAAGUGCAACCUCUACUACUACAGGACAAACUAUUUCAUCUUGAUCAUGUUCAUCCUUGGGAUGGGCUUCCUUUGGAAGCCAGUUGCUAUCCUUGCUGCUUUUAUGACUGGACUUAGCAUCGCAUUUCUCAAUGAUAGUUUUGCAGUCACUUUCAAUGAGAAAGUCACAAGGACCGUAAGACAGUUUUCACCACAUUUAGCUGCAAAGAUGAGGCCACCAAUAACUCCUGUUCUUCGCGGUCGACCUAGCUCGAAGAGAUCAAUUCAUAUUUGUGGGCGACCUCGCUGGGUGUUUGUCCUGUUCUUUUCUGCAGUUAGCUGUAUGCUCUGGUUGACUUCAUGCAGUCUUCUCACAGUCCUCUGGGCACUUCUCAUUGCUCUAUUUGCAACUGUGCUCCAUGCAAGCUUCAGAACACCAAAUCUGAAAGCACGUCUGAAUACAUUCAGAGAGGAAUUCCGGGCUGUUUGGCGGAAUUAUAGUGAGCUUUAAGGUCUCCUUUGUUUCUCUCAUGUUCAUGUGGUAAGGAAAGGUGUCUCGUGCUGAAACGUCCAUGCUGUUUGUGAGUUGUGCUAGGACAUCUAGUGGAAGGUGAAACGCCAUUGGACAUUACUACAUGGAUUACUUGCUCUUUCGGGAGGUGGGGAUUUUGGUUCGGUUGACUCCGGAUGCGAUGCUAUGCCUUGCACACGAUCCCUCAAGAACAAUAAUUUUUCUUUCAGAUUUCUCCCUAACCGAGCAUUGGAGAGAGGACAGCAUGUAAAGGAUGUAAAAAUGUACCUGUUCUCGAUCAAAACGUAUGUUGUUUGUUGAAAUUAUUACUAAUUCGUAUUGCAUCCACUUUUGGAUUAUUUGUUUGGUGACUACAA
Molecule: messenger RNA, 1269 nt
Organism: Sorghum bicolor (sorghum)
Lineage: Eukaryota; Viridiplantae; Streptophyta; Magnoliopsida; Poales; Poaceae
Product: PRA1 family protein A1-like
Exons: 8
Coding region: 263-892 (209 amino acids)
Cellular component (GO): membrane
Source: RefSeq, a predicted model, not a curated record